AUGCUUACUCCUGCCUAUAUCAGCGAUGAAUCUGUCGAUGACAGUGUCGACAUGCGACCACUUAUGAUGUCGCGUUUCUUGGACGACAACCGGGAGCGCAAUGCGAAAGUGGCUGCGCAGGGCCAGGAAUUGGCCGACAAGAAAGGCUUCACGGUAGCUCAGCUUGCUCUGUCCUGGCUACUAAAGCAGGAAGAUGACAUUUUCGUUAUCCCAGGUGUGAAGAGGCUCCGAUACAUGGAGGAGAACCGUGGUGCUGUUGAUGUCACUCUGACUGAUGAAGAGGAAGCCGAGAUCAGGUGGCAGUGUUCCUGCGCAGUUUGCUUCGUAUCUGUACCAGGACUCGAAGGAGUUUGA
Messenger RNA from Monascus purpureus, 354 nucleotides. The record is from the annotation of a GenBank genome assembly. Lineage: Eukaryota; Fungi; Ascomycota; Eurotiomycetes; Eurotiales; Aspergillaceae.